CUUGAAACUACGAAGUACGUCCAUGCAACGUACUUGGAUCAUUGUGUUGUUGAAAAUAUCCGCUCAGACCCUCAGUACCUUCAGGCUGACGGUUGCAAUGUCGUUGAAAGAUAUAAAUGUGUCGUACGCUGAAAUCUUCUCAAGGCCCCAUUGGGUGUUGUCCAUACAGCCAAUUUCGGGAAUCGCGGGCCUCGCGGGCUAUUUCGGGGCGCUUAUGGAGCUGGGGCGUCGUGAUGCAUUAACAGUGGGCUUGAUACCAUUGUUCUAAGAUCUGAGCGUGGACAUGACAAGCGAGUUUAUAUUGGGGGAUUCCCUAGGCGCACUAGCUUCGCCAGAUGCCCACCAGGAAUUGAUGGAUGCAGAAUUUGAUACUCACGAGAGGCUGUCGAGUGCGGCUUAUGCUUGGUCGAAGUCAGUUAUUCUGCACCGUGACCCGAAGUGGUGGCCUGAUAGUAACACAGGUCACAAUAUCCUCGACAAACGCGUCGAUGAAGCGCUGGUUCAAUGGGGAAAGGCAAGACGAUGGAGCUCGGCGACAAGAAAGGAUGUCUUCGGCAAAUCGACGAGAUGUAUUUCCAGCGGCGGAGGAAAAGGCGAGAGGUUUCCUCUCUACCUACAAAAAGAAGACACCGUUGAGAUGAAUUUCAGAUGCAUAUUGCGAGAUAAAGCCUUCUGGGGAGAGGACGAUGAUGCAUUCUGGUCGGAGAUGUGGGAAACCUCCAAGUUCGCUUGGGGGCACACGCCAUUCGGUGGUGGUCCACGCAUAUGCCCAGGUUAUCGUCUUGCCUUUGUGGAAGUGGCGUAUGUGAUGGUCAUUAUUCUUCGAAAGUUUGAACAACUGGAAAGUCGUAACAAUAGACCAUGGACAGAGGAGACAAGGACGCCGUUUCAGAACUUGCAAGGAGCCGAGGUUGCACUGUUUUUUGCUUAG
This is a messenger RNA of Truncatella angustata, 931 nucleotides long. RefSeq names its product cytochrome P450. Lineage: Eukaryota; Fungi; Ascomycota; Sordariomycetes; Amphisphaeriales; Sporocadaceae. Gene Ontology annotation, molecular function: iron ion binding; oxidoreductase activity, acting on paired donors, with incorporation or reduction of molecular oxygen; monooxygenase activity. Bases 284 to 931 code for a protein of 215 amino acids. The transcript is spliced from 3 exons. The record is from RefSeq and is a predicted model, not a curated record.